Messenger RNA from Nicotiana tabacum (common tobacco), 3978 nucleotides. Its product is annotated as subtilisin-like protease SBT2.4. Gene Ontology annotation, molecular function: serine-type endopeptidase activity. Gene Ontology annotation, biological process: proteolysis. Lineage: Eukaryota; Viridiplantae; Streptophyta; Magnoliopsida; Solanales; Solanaceae. The record is from RefSeq and is a predicted model, not a curated record.
CUUGAUUUGAUCUGUUCCGAAAUUUGCAACAUGAUCAUUUCUGUUACUACACGCUGUUUGAAGUCUAUCACAUUUGGUCUUGGUUGUUGUUGGCCUCGAUCUCAGCAUGUACCUUGAUCCUCGGACUCGAUGUCUCGUCUUCGUGCUUUAAUCCGAUUCAUUACGAGGCUAUUCUGCGAUGAAGUUUCCUUGUCUUGAUCAAAUAGCAUAAUCAGGUAGGCCGAUUUUAACCGCCUAAAGAGUAUAAAGGCGCUACUGCUACAAUAUUGUAAUGAUAAUUCUGAAUUUGUAUCUCCUCCCGUCUCUCUCAAACCUCUUUUCUCUGUCUCUAUCCCUUGAAAUUCUUUCUCCUCUGAUCUCCUUCCCCUCUGCUUCUUAUCCUUGUUCUUCGAUAUCAAUAAUUUGGUAUCAAUUGGUAUAGAGCCAGGUUGCUCUCGGCAUGUGGACUGAAUAUUAACAAAGCAUUAGUUGAAGAUUCUACAAUAGAAAACAUAUCGCAUUUAUGCGACGCAUCAGCCGACCAAACAAUGACUCUAUUGGCUGAGAUUCAAAGGCUUUUUCAGAAAAUUUAAAGACAAAUUGAGCUAAAAUCUGAAGAGCCAUGCAAAUACUACUGCAUGCCAUGCUAUGUUGUUUGCUCUAGUGGGAGGUACUAUUGCCUAAACAUGAAGAUCUCUGCUUGUGUACAAAAAUGGUAAGUUUAACCUCGAAACUUCUCCUUUAGGUUCCGUCCUUAUAGAAAGUGCUGAAGUUCUGGAAGAUAUGUUCUUAAAUGUACUUUUUAUGGAAAACGAGAGUGAUAAUGAUAUAGAUGCUUUGGGAGACACAUUCCUAGCUAAACAUUUUGUGGAAGAUGAACGCGAGAAUAAUGCUCACAAUGUGCUUGGUAAAAUGCCAAAGCUAGAUUAUAAUUCUGAUGAGAGUGAUUUGGAUGCUUUAGAAGACAUGUAUCUACAUGCACUAUAUUUCAGCAUCUCUACAACUCCAUGAAUAGUGCAGCAUGGGUUUUUAAGUUACAAAGGACAUCUCUUAUCCAUGGAUUCUAGUGGUAGUGUGAAACUAUGAGAUAGCAUUCGAGGGACUACUAAUCAACACUACAAAGAGGUUAUAACUGACAAGGAGGUGGAAGAAGUACAUGUUUGCAAGCUUUGGAGACUGGUUAUUUGAUUUUAUCUUUCCUGUUGCAAUGUGUUCUGGUGCUCUUAACUUCUCUGGUUCUGCCAGUCUAAGGAAUGGAGCUGCAAAAGUCAGAGAUAUGGUGAAUAAUUUGCAAUUCACUUUUGACUCAGGUGGUAUAUUUAUUGGCUUGGAGAACCAAGCUAUUGAGUUGCAUUUUCAAAACCUGAACCACUUAAAAAAUUUGCACCAGCAAACAUGCAACUUCAAGGGAUAUGUGUCAUCAUUCUUCUCUACUCAAUUAUGGAGUCCAGCAUAUGGAAGCAAAUUCAGCUCUAAUGAUGUUCAUGCGAUUAUCAUUCCUCUCUUGGUGGAGGAACGUGCACCACACCUUCUACAUAAUCAACUAGACAACUGUUGGCGGCUCCUUAAUGAAGUUCUGUUACUUGAGUGAUAUAUUCUAGAGCAACUUUGAUGUUUCUACACCAAAUGAUUAUAUAAAUGAGCUGGAAGAUUGAAAACCUGAAGAAUGCUCCAAGAGUGAAGUUGGUGGAGGAAGACAGGAGGGUUAAACUGAUGACUACUUACACUCCGCAGUUUCUGGGGAUACCGGCGGUAUGGACGCAAGAAGGAGGGGAUAGAAACAUCGGGGAAGGAAUUGUGAUUGGCUUUGUUGAUUCUGGCAUUAACCCAGACCACCCCAGCUUUUCUUAUGAUCCCACAACUACUACAAAUUAUACUUCUCAACAUUUUUCUGGAGCAUGUGAGGAAGGUCCUUUAUUUCCUGAAACUUCCUGCAAUGGUAAGAUAGUAUCUGCUAGGUUUUUCUCAAAUGGAGCUCAAGCUACUGCUAUUCUUAAUGCCUCUGUGGAUAUUCUCUCACCCUUUGAUGCUGUUGGACAUGGCAGUCAUGUAGCUUCAAUUGCAGCUGGAAAUUUUGGAGUUCCGGUGGUAGUGAAUGGCUUGUACUACGGACGAGCAACUGGAAUGGCGCCGCGGGCAAGGAUUGCAGUUUAUAAAGCUAUUUAUCCAAGCAUAGGAACUCUUUCAGAUGUAUUAGCGGCAAUUGAUCAAGCAGUAUUAGAUGGGGUUGAUAUCUUGACUCUGUCAAUAGGACCAGAUGAACCACCAGAAGGCACACUGACUUUCUUGAGCCUGUUUGAGAUAUUCAUGUUAGCUGCACACAAGGCUGGAACGUUUGUUGUUCAAGCAGCUGGGAACCAGGGUCCUUCUCCUUACUCUGUCAUCUCUUAUAGUCCAUGGGCUGUAGGUGUUGCUGCUUGUGACAUUGAUAGAACCUAUCCUGCCACUCUUAUUCUUGGUAACGGUCUCAAAAUUGGGGGUGUAGGAUUAUCAGGACCAACAUUUGGAGGUGGGUUGAUUCAGUAUAAGCUGGUUUUGGCUAAGGAUGCAGUAAAAAAAAAUAGCACAUUUCCAAGAAUUUUCAAUGCGGAUGAAUGCCAAUACCCAGAGGCAUUUGACCCUCUUGUUGUGCAAGACAGUGUUGUGAUUUGCACGUUUUCAGCUGGUUUCUACAAUGGGAAUUCCAGUCUUAUGGGCAUCAUACAUACUGCCAAUCUUCUUCGAUUCAAAGCAUUUGUUUUUGUUGCAAAUCCAAGUUAUGGAGAUUUCAUAGCGGAGCCUAUUCCUUUCGCUACUCCUGGCAUUAUGAUACCAACAACUAUUGAUACCCAGAAUAUAUUGCAGUACUAUGAAAGAGUAACUGUAAGGGACAAGAAUGGUUUUGUGGUAAGAUAUGGUGGUAGAGCAGCCAUAAGUGAAGGAAGAAUUGCUUCUUACAAGGGUAGAGCUCCUAUAGUUAGCAGAUUUUCAUCAAGGGGUCCUGAUUACAUUGAUCAAAGUAAAAAUCCUACUGAUGUACUCAAGCCUGAUAUUUUGGCUCCUGGACACCAAAUUUGGGCAGCUUGGAGUCCCAUGAGUGUUUUAAAUCCCAUUCUUUCGGGACAUAAUUUUGCCCUAUUGUCUGGUACAAGCAUGGCAACACCUCAUAUUGCUGGAGUAGCUGCACUAAUAAAGCAAUAUAAUCCAUCAUGGACACCAUCAAUGGUAGCUUCAGCAAUGUCAACCACAGCCACCACUUAUGACAAUCUUGGGGACCCCAUUAUGGCUCAUGGAUUUGAUCUCUACACCUUAUACACUUCUGCUCCUUUUGGUUUUGGUGCUGGCCUUGUCAAUCCCUCUCAUGCUCUCGAUCCCGGUCUCAUCUUUUCAGCAGGGUACGAGGAUUACAUCAGUUUCCUGUGUUCUUUACCAAAUAUUGAUACUGCAAUAGUCAAAAGUGCAACAGGAGGAGUUUGUGGUGAGUUAUUUGUCAAUCCAUCGGACCUAAAUUUGCCUUCGAUUACAAUAACAUCCCUUAAUGGAUCGCGACUAGUACGUCGGACAGUCAUGAAUGUUGGAAGCAAAGCAGAGACGUAUGUUAGUGCAGUGUUGGCACCGAAAGGAGUGAUGGUUGAUAUACAACCAUCUUGGUUUAAAAUAGCUCCACAAGAAACCCAACAUUUGCACAUUACACUCAAUGUCACCCAACCUCUUGAUGAAUUUACUUUUGGUGAAAUUGUUUUAACGGGAUCUUUAGAUCACGUCGUCAAGAUGCCACUAUCAAUUUUCCCCAACGUCAUAUGAGAAGAGGCAAUGACUAACUUGAUAGUCGAUCAUAUAGUUAUAUACUCUUAUCUUGUGCCAAGUACCUUUGUAGUUUGCCUCUCAUUGUCGACAUUACCUAUAUACUUUCAAAAAUAAGACAUUGUAUUAAGUCUUUCUAUUACUAGUAUUUUCCAGUUAUUGACCAUUAGGAGAUGCAAUUUAUUGAGUGAAACAGUCAAAUCCAUAAUUGAUGAA